Messenger RNA from Colletotrichum graminicola M1.001, 1440 nucleotides. RefSeq names its product FAD binding domain-containing protein. Gene Ontology annotation, cellular component: membrane; cytoplasm. The record is from RefSeq and is a predicted model, not a curated record. The transcript has 2 exons. NCBI's taxonomy places the organism in Eukaryota, Fungi, Ascomycota, Sordariomycetes, Glomerellales, Glomerellaceae. The coding region runs from base 1 to 1440 and encodes 479 amino acids. Gene Ontology annotation, molecular function: FAD binding; Delta24(24-1) sterol reductase activity. Gene Ontology annotation, biological process: steroid metabolic process.
AUGGACGCCGAGCACAGCGAGGCGGUCAGGCGCAUCGCCGAGACCGUCAGGGACCUGCACUCACGCGGGGAGCCCUUCCGCAUCUUCCACGGCUCCACCAGCAGCACCCGGCCGCCCCACGGCCAGCGCGUCGUCGACAUCAGCGCCCUCCGCCGCGUGCUCCGGGUCGACGCCGCCGCCGCCGUCGCCGUCGUCGAGCCCGGCGUGCCCAUGGACGAGCUCGUCGAUGCCGCCUCCGCCUGCGGCCUCGUGCCCCCUGUCGUCAUGGAGUUCCCCGGCAUCACCGUCGGCGGCGGCUUCGCCGGUUCCGCCGGCGAGAGCAGCUCCUUCCGCCACGGCUACUUCGACGAGACGGUCCGCGCCGUCGAGCUCGUCCUCGCCAACGGCGACGUCAACCCGGACCUCUUCCGCGGCGCCGCCGGCGCCCUCGGCACCCUUGGCGUCGUCACGAGGCUCGAGGUCCGCCUCGUCCCGGCCAGGCGCUACGUCAAGGUCAGCUACCACUCGUACUCGACCGUGCCCGAGGCCGUCGCCGCCGUCCGCCGCGAGACGGGCCUCGCCCACAACGACUACGUCGAGGCCUUCGUCUUCUCCCGCACCAGCGCCGCCGUCGUCACCGGCCACCUGACGGACGACCUGCCCGACAAGGGCCGGCCGCAGACCUUCAGCCGGGCCAAGGACCCCUGGUUCUACCUGCACGCCCGCAAGCGCAUCCGCAACGGCACCCCGACCCCGGACUACGUGCCGCUGCGCGACUACCUCUUCCGCCACGACCGCGGCGCCUUCUGGAUGGGCGAGCUGGCCUUCAAGUACUUCGGCCUCGUCCCCUUCAACCGCCUCACCCGCCGCGCCGUCAACGGGCUCAUGGACACCCGCACCCUCUAUAAGGCCGGCCUCGGCUGCGGCGGCCGCAUGACCUUCCGGUACCUCGUUCACGACCUCGCCCUGCCCUACACGACGGUCGGGGACUUUAUCGACUACGUCGCCGACGAGCUCGACAUCUGGCCGCUCUGGCUGUGCCCGCUGCGAGCCACCGCCGCCCCGACCUUCCACCCCUGCACGACGGAGCCCGGCGGCGGCGGCGGGGGUUCGCCCCAGCCCAUGCUCAACGUCGGCGUCUGGGGCCCCGCGCCGUCCAGCAAGAUCGACCGCUUCGUCCGCCAGAACCGCGACCUCGAGGCCCGCCUGGCCGAGCUCGGCGGCCGCAAGGUCCUCUACUCCCACGCCUACUACACCGAGAAGGAGUUCUGGGACAUCUACGGCAAGGACUGGUACACGAGGCUGCGCGAGCGCUACGGCGCCACCAGCCUGCCGACCGUCUACGACAAGGUCACGGUCGACGUGGCCAGGGAACGGGAGAGGAAGUCCCUCAGGGAUAAGGUCGCCGUGGCGUGGCCCUUUGCGGGCCUCGUCGGGGUCUGGUCCGCCAUCCGGAAAUGA